UCCCCGGCUUUGCUCUUCUAGAGGACAGAAAGUGCAGGGACUUUGGACUUCCGCAGCAAAAUAAGACUAAUGUCAUAUAAAGUGUUCAUCUGGAAAAACGUCAGCGUCCCAAAACGCUGGUAUAAUGUGCGGCCAAGUCAGUCAGCAAGACCCACAGCGGAGUGAGCCCCUGACUUUGGCCGGAGCUGGGAGAGAAUGGCUUUUUGGCAGAUGUCUUCUUGAGACGGAGCAGCACGAUUCAUGACUCUGGAUUCUCCCAGAAGGAGGAAGAAAGGAAGCGUGAAGGAAGGGCUCUAAAUGAGAAUAUGGCCAAUGGCAUUGAAGAUCUGAUUGGGAUCCCUUUCCCGAACCACAGUAGCGAAGUCCUUUGUGGCUUAAAUGAGCAACGGCACAAUGGUCUCCUCUGCGAUGUCAUUCUCAUUGUCCAGGACCAAGAGUACAGGACCCACAAGUCCGUCCUGGCUGCCUGCAGCCAAUACUUUAAGAAACUCUUUACUACCGGCACUUUAGCAGACCAGCCCUAUGUUUACGAGAUUGACUUUGUCAAGCCUGAAGCACUUUCGGCAAUCCUAGAGUUUGCCUAUACCUCAACCCUCACCAUCACGACUUCCAACCUCAAACACAUCCUCAAUGCGGCCAAGAUGUUGGAGAUCCAGUGCGUCAUCAACGUUUGCCUCGAAAUCAUGGAGCCUGUUGAGGAGGAGGAAGAGGAGAAAGAGGAAGAGGAGGAAGAAGAGGAGGACGAUGAUGAAGAGGAGGAGGAGGGGGAAGUAGAAGACUUUGCAGACCAGAACUUAGCAGAUGUCCAGGACGUCAGCUGUCACCAAAGUCCUUCGAAAUCUGACCUGAGUGAAGACGUGUACACAGAAAGUCCAAGUGGGUUCAACAACCACUUCCCGUCCAACAGUGCUAAUGGAUCCCUGGGAGUGAUAAGAGACUUCUCCAUUGAGUCCCUCUUGAGGGAGAACCUCUACCCUAAAGUUGGCAUUCAAGAACAGAGACCACCUCUGUCUCCAUUUGCGCCUGACCUCUUUCCUCACCUAUGGAAUGGAGAAUUCAGUCCCUUUUCCCAAAUGGAAGAGCAGCAAUUGGACAACGGCCCCUUAGAUCUAGUGAUCCGGAAGAGGAAGAUCAAGGAAGAAGAGAAAGAGGAUCCUCCCCCGGCACAGUUUCCCAAUGACAUCUUCAAGGACAUGUUUGCCAGCAAUCCGGCGGGUCACAUGGGACACAUUAAGGCCGAAACCGAUUACGGCGCUUAUCUCAACUUCCUCAGCGCCGCCCACUUUGGGGGAAUCUUCCCGCGGUGGCCAGAGGAAAGGAAGAUCAAGCCCAAGGCUUCACAACAGUGCCCCAUUUGCAACAAGAUCAUCAUGGGCGCAGGGAAGCUGCCUCGGCACAUGAGAACCCAUACGGGAGAGAAGCCAUAUAUGUGCAAUAUCUGUGAAGUCCGAUUUACCAGGCAAGACAAGCUGAAGAUCCACAUGCGCAAGCACACUGGAGAAAGGCCCUACCUCUGCAUCCACUGCAAUGCCAAAUUCGUCCACAACUACGACCUGAAGAACCACAUGCGCAUCCACACAGGCAUCCGGCCGUACCAGUGCAAGUUCUGCUACAAGAGUUUCACCCGCUCGGACCACCUGCACCGCCACAUCAAGCGCCAGAGCUGCCGGAUCUCCCGGCCCAGGAGGGGGCGCAAGCCGGCCGCCUGGAGGGCCACGAGCUUGUUGUUUGCACAAAAUGGCCCGCCGGACUCGAAAAACUUCCUGAUGCCGCCAGCUCUGGAAGAGAUGGGCAGCCAUCUUGGCAGCGCAGGGAUGUGCCUUCCGGGCCCCAGCCCGAAGCAUUUUAUGGACGGGGCCAAGAACGCUCUGAAUUUACAAGAGCUGGAGAGCCAGUUUGAGGAGACCCACAUGAAGCUGUUUGGGAGGACGCACCUCGACAUGGAGCGGAACGGCGGGAUCUUCACCUUUGCCCUGGGCCCCGGUGACAGCCUCUCAGCGCGGCCAUAUUUCUCGCUCCCUGAUCCGUGGAGUACGGGGUUUAGUGGACUGGCAGGACUCAACCACCUGGCCCCCAUUUCUGAACCUAGCAACUGAGUCACCUGCUGUCCGGUCCAGCGGAUGGUUUUGGCUGCAGAAGGUUGCGUGGUCUUCAAAACUGCUGCAGAUCCCAUUCCCCAAGGAUCCUACUUCCCAAGGGACCCUUCGCCAAGGACUUUUCUUUCUGACUAGGAGACCACGUGGGAAAUUAUCCCGUCCCCACGAACUGCCUCCCCCUCUUCCUUGUCCACGAAAUGGCGUCUUUGCAGCUCACGAGUUGAGGGAAGGGGAAAGGGCAACCGGACCUUUUCAAAAACGGCGUCAGACUUUUCCACCCUUUUUUAAACAAAACAAAAAAAUAUGUACAGGCAUCUUUCCGAACAACUGUUUUGCAGACAUUCGUUUCCUUCGGCAGGUUUCUUUUCCCCCUUUCGGUCUACGAUUCGGAGUCCUUGUAAAAUAUCCAAAGAUUCAGAGUACUGUAUGAUCUACACGUACUUGAAGCAAAAGGGGCGAUUUCUUUUUCUUUUUUUUGCUAACGUUUCCUGUUUUGUUGGGAUGGGCUGCGGUGGGGAGGGUGGGAAAUCCUUUGGAAUUUUUUCUAUUUAUAAACUAUUUUUAUGUGAUUGCUUUAUGUAAAGAAAAAAAAGAGGGAAAGAAUAAGAGAGAGAGAGAAUGAGAAAAACCCACAUAAAACAGUUUUGCCUUAGUUAAUCACAGGACAAUCAUCCUUACCUUUUGUCGAAGUGGCAGAUUUUUCUUUUGAAAGAUAAGAGAAGUUCCUUUUACGUAUUUAUUAAGCAGUAUUAAUUGAUUUUAUUAAAUUAUUGGCAACAA
Sphaerodactylus townsendi is the source of this 2876-nucleotide messenger RNA. It is a transcript of the gene ZBTB7C, whose product is annotated as zinc finger and BTB domain containing 7C. The coding region runs from base 306 to 2096 and encodes 596 amino acids. Gene Ontology annotation, molecular function: RNA polymerase II cis-regulatory region sequence-specific DNA binding; DNA-binding transcription factor activity, RNA polymerase II-specific; protein binding. Lineage: Eukaryota; Metazoa; Chordata; Lepidosauria; Squamata; Sphaerodactylidae. Gene Ontology annotation, biological process: regulation of transcription by RNA polymerase II. The record is from RefSeq and is a predicted model, not a curated record. The transcript is spliced from 6 exons.